Molecule: messenger RNA, 780 nt
Organism: Oldenlandia corymbosa var. corymbosa
Lineage: Eukaryota; Viridiplantae; Streptophyta; Magnoliopsida; Gentianales; Rubiaceae
Source: the annotation of a GenBank genome assembly
AUGGAUUGGUACUCUUGGUUAUCAAAAUGUAAUCUUGAGCCAUCCAUUAGUUAUGAGUAUGGUUUAGCUUUCACCAGGAAUGAGCUAGAGAAAGAUGAUCUGGUCUACUUUAACCAUGAAUUCCUCAAGAGUUUGGGCAUCAAUGUAGCUAAACAUCGGUUGGAGAUAUUGAAGCUUGUUAGGAAGGAACUUGGAGGGAGCCAAAAUGGGUUGUCUAAGCUUGUGUUGGCAUUCAACAAAACCAAAAAACUCUUCACAAGGAAAGUUGGCCGAUGGGCUUUUCAUCAGAGCAAGAAUUCAACUCAGUCCGAAAUGAUUUCGACAACAGACUUGUGUGCUUACCCGAGUCACUGGAGUGGAGCACUCAGAAGGCUCAGUAGCUCAAAGGAAGAUUACAAGCCUGCAGUGAUCACAACAAGCAACAAGAAUGUGAUGAUGAAGUCAGGGCCUUUAGACAGAAGAGUAAUGCAACAGGAGAGGAUGCUGAUGAACAAUAGAUGUUUGAGCAUAUCAGGGCCUCUGGAUGGGAAGCUACAAGACAAGUGGAUGCUUGCAAAUUUGAGCCCAAUGAGGACAAGUACUAACGGAAUACCUGAUGGAAAAGGAAGAGAAAGGUUUGGUUUCGCAACCAGGAGUCCUACCCUAACAACAACAACAACUCCAUGGGAUGGAAGAGGUUUGAGCCCAAUUCUUAAUCACUAUUAUGAGAGAAAGGUGGGGUGUGUUGAUGAUGGUCCUUCACUAUGGUCCUUAAUGUUUCAGGAUCUGAAACCCACUUGA